AGUAUUGGGUUAGGUCAGCCCAGAGUAACAUCGUUGGUUGUCGUCGUUCUUCGUGAUCGAACGGCGACAUUUGUUGUUUAUAGUAGAAUAGUAACACGUUUUUACGUACCUUGUUUAUCCUUUUGUUCGUUUUUCCCUUUCUUUUUUUUUUUUGUUCAUUUUUCUUCACCUGCUUGGUUCCAUGGGACACGCGCCAGUUUCACUACAAACGUCGAAACAGAAUCGUCAAGAAAAAUAUCGUCGCGGUUUAUCACGAAGAGAAUUCGAUAAUUUCCCAGUGGUUUCUCAUCAUCCGUAUUUGGAAUAAAAAAAGAACUUUAAUCAUCAGAACAGCAUCAAAAGCGAUCUUUCUUAUGUGUUGUGUUAUGUGUUCUUAUGGUGAAAACACGUCGUACAAUGGCACUGUCUUAUCUUCAAGAGGCGCAAAUUAACGCAGGACUCAUAAGCGGGCAGCAUCUCGACAUGAAACAAGAAUCCGAGAAGCAACCACUGUCACCGCCGUUGAACAACAACACGUCCCAAGUGAUGUUCCCCGGAAUGGGAAGCACGACGGCAGGCUUGUCCAUGCUUACCCCUCAGCAAUUGCUCGCGGCGAGCAGAACGGCGGCCUUGAUGGCCGCCGGUAUCCCCGUGUCGCUGCACGCAACCCUUGCAGCGAGCCCGUCUCUCUACAGACAGCAUCAGACGUUAUUCGGUGGCUGGGCACCACCGACCGCCUCCUCGCCCCCCUCGCCGCUCCACCAUUCUCCCGGGCCCGUGUCGCCCGCGUUGAGCUCCAAAUCCACGUCCAGGCGCGGCAACAACACCGUGACCACCACCACCAGCGCCACCGCCGCCAACAACAACCACAACAACAACAACAACAACAACAAUAACAACAACAACAACGUGGUGAGCAGCAGCGCCGACAGAAUCUCGAGGAAGGGUCAAACGGCGAGGAAGAAAACGCAGAAAUCGUCGAAGACGAUGGACGUGGUGCAAGCACCGUCGGAGGGCACGGCGCCGCUCAGUCCGCCCAUCUCGGUCAGCCCCGAGGUGGGCAAAGACGGAAGGGACAAGGUGUUCACCUGUGGAGUGUGCUCCAGAUCGUUCGGUUACAAACACGUGUUGCAAAACCACGAGCGCACGCACACAGGAGAGAAACCUUUCGAGUGCCCUGAGUGUCAUAAAAGAUUCACACGGGACCACCACCUCAAGACCCACAUGCGGCUGCACACGGGCGAGAAGCCGUAUCACUGCAGCCAUUGCGACCGGCAAUUCGUCCAGGUUGCCAACCUGCGCCGCCAUUUGCGCGUUCAUACCGGUGAACGGCCGUACGCGUGCGAGCUUUGCGCCGCGAAAUUCAGCGACUCGAAUCAGCUGAAGGCUCACCUUCUGAUCCACAAGGGCGAGAAACCGUUCGAGUGCGAGCAUUGCCAGAUGAGAUUCAGACGGAGGCAUCACCUGAUGCAUCACAAGUGCGGUACCCAAGGGUUGAACGCGUCCGGGCACAUAUCGAGAUCGCAGGUCACGUCCCCGUCGCUGGCCAGCGACGACCUCGACGAGGACAUCGACAUAGACAUAGACGUCGAGAUAGAGGAGCCCGAGACAACGACGGGCUCCACGUUGAUCGGCAGAAAGGCGAGGGAGGCGACGGUGAGAUCGGCGCAUCGCCAAUUGCCGAGCCCUGUCGUCAACGCCGCCAUCCCCAUACCGUUGAACCUGUCCGGUAUACCUAUGGUCGAUCUGCCGGAACAAACGGAGCCGGAGGACCUCUCCAUGUCGACGGGCAUGCACAGGCCGCACUCACACUCGAACAGCAGCGGCGAUUCCCCGAUGAGUCGUAGUCCGAGCAGCGACGCGAUCCACGAAGAGGACGAGGAAGACACGGACAUGGGCGAGAGAUCGACCACCACCCCCGCCUCCACCACCAGCCGAAUCUUUCCAGCCACUUCAGGUGAGAGAAAGAAAGAAACUAUGAGGGAGAGAAAUUCGUGUAUUUAGUUAAUCGCGUUGUAUCAACCGCGUCUUUCGUUCGACGAGAGUUGUGUGUGACUAUCGGUUAGAUAGAUAUUAAUUAUUAUCUAUGUAUAGAUAGUUAUCGUGGAAGGAAAGAGAAGGGGGGGAGGGGGAGAAGAAUAAGGAGGAGAGAAAGAAUAUACGCGAGUGAAAAUAGCUUAAUAGGGUGUGUGCGUGUUGUAUAUGUGCGUGCAGGAGUGUGCGUGGACACGUGUGCGUACAACGCGUGUGAUUGAGGCGAGCGAGAGAAUCGAAAAAAAGGAAAAGAAAAAAAAAGCUAAAACUAGAAACUAAAACGGAAUGAAUGUACUGGUAUACAAGUUCCUCUGACAGUAAAAGUAGCGGGGGGGAGUGACAUCGGUUCGUCGAUCCUCUGUCGCUCUCGCACUUCGCCGAUUUGUCAAAUUGUUCGGCGCUGUUCUUUUUUUUUUUUUUUUUGGUUCGUUUUAUAUUUUUCUUUCAUCCCCUUUUUUUCGUUCCUUUCCCGUUCUCUUUAUCGCGUAUGAAUAUUAUCGAUCGAGUUUUUUUCUUUUUUUUUUUGUUUUUUUUUUUCUUUUCUUCUUCUCCGCUUUUGUAUUUAUUCCUUUCUCUCUUUAUAGCGUGUACACAGAUAUACGUAUACAACUCAUGUAUACUGCGUCGUUAUAUAUCUAUUGCACCAAUUUUGUUUGCCAUCGCGUGAUUCGCGAAACACGUGUAUAUAUGUUGUUACACGUACACCAUUACACAGCGAAAUAAAUCGUUAAACAUGGUGAUCGUUAUAAACGAGCUCGAGAUGUGUGUCCUACGUUUCCUAAUUUUAUAAUUUUAUAUUUUCCUUAAGCGGUUUUCCCCAAGUUUAUUAUUAAAUGACCAAUGAUUUUCGUCAAUCGACGUUGAAAUAAAAUAGGAAAAAAAGAAUCACUUUUCCUAAAUUUGCGUGAUAAAAGUGAAAUUCCAUUAAAAGCCGAUUGUUGCCUCUUUCAAGAACCUUUUACAAAUUUACUUUUAUUCUUUUGUUCUGCUCGACAACAAUAAGAAAGAAUAGCCAGAAAUUUUCGCACCGCGCCCUUCCACCUCGAUUCAUCGAGAAUCAUUCCACCCAAAGAAAGUCGAAAACGAAAUUCAAAGACCUGAAACCGCUUCGUUUACAUUCGCCUUUUGCAAAAAAAAAAAAAAAGAAACCAACCAACACCUGUAAGUCGAGCUUCCAACGCGAUCUCGAUUCGCAUUAAUCCUCGUACAACUUUUAUUCGAAAAAAAAAAGGGCCGCGCCUUCGAGCAAAUAUUCCUCUAACGAGAAUCAUUGGUGAAACGAAAAAGAUAUCCACCCUGCUCCACUUGUGUUGCCCGUCGACAACAAUCGAGAGGGAAGGGGAGGAGAGAGCAAAACCGUUUCUUCUUCUUCUUCUUCCUCCUCCUCCUCCUCCUCUUCUUCUACUCCGAUUUCCGUCUUUUUUCUAGAGAGCAGCCGGUCUCUUCCCUCGGAACCCCUGGUACACGAUUUCUUUUGUCGUUUCGGUUUGUCGACAACGUCGGCCGUCUGUUUCGCGCGAACCAGUUUUCGCAAUGAUAGACGGCCGCGUGCCGAAAAAUUCGCAGCCGGUGGUCGCCUCGUUUUCGCCUCCUCUUCCACAACCACCACCACGUGGCUCGUCGUCGUUUCUCCAGAAUGAGAAGGUGGCGGUGUUCCCUCGCCAGAUCCGACUCAAUGGUCCACUGAUUUAUGCCUCCGCUCGGCCGGCAUGCAAAUCUCAUCGGCGUGGUCUCGAGGCCGUUUCGAGGUUCAUUGUUCCACGGGGGUCAGUCCCGGGACGCUUUUCUGGGACGCGAGAAGUGGCCGUGAAACGUCAUUCACCCUCCCUCUUCCGGCUCUUCCUCCCCCCUCUCUCUCUCCUUCCCUUAUUUUCCAAUGGCGGAGAAACAGGGCACAGCUUUUCGAGAUAUAAACUUGCCGACCAACGGUUACAUAACCUCUGGGUUUUUCCACGAUGGACAAAAGGGAAUGGAUGGAGAGAGAGAGAGAGAAGGAGAAAGGUUUCCUCGUCUGCAUUUCGUGCGAAUAUCGCUGGAAACAGUGCCGGGGUCCCAAAUUGCCCUCGUUUCGCCUACGCUCCCGGUUUCGUCUCGCAAGGAAAAAGGAACGAGAGAGAGAAAGCUUCUUCUUCUUUGCCUAUUGCCAAGAACAAUUUCUUCGUCGGCUGUUCUUUCUCCCGAUCUUUGUCGAGGCGAGAUCUUUUCUCCCGUAAAACGAUCCCUUCGUAACUGGCCGAUCGAAUAUUCACCACGAAUACGACUGUCCUCCUUGGUUAAGAUGUUCGGGUAACGUUUUAAGAAGGGCGAUAUAUUUCUAUACUCCGUGUAUUUUUUUUAAACUACUCGAAUUUUACGUUUAAAAUUCCUUUCAAAGCGAGUAAGCUGAUCGAUCAAAUCGAUACUUUCUCAUCUCAAGUACAAAAUUUAAUUUGUGAAAGAGUACAAUAACAACGAGUAGCUAUUAACUAAUCACUCGAUUCAUAUCCUUAUUGAUUUAAGUAAAGUCUGAAAAAAGUCUGUACGUGCUUUGCAGAGAUCUAAAAAUUAAGUUUUAUUUUUAUUCAACAAAGAUAUCGCGCGUAUUAGAUCCGGCUUAUCUUUCUCAAUCACAAGUUACAAAAAAGUGAUGAAAAGUUUGAGUUUUGAAUGAAUAUAAACGAUAUUUUCAACCAUUAUAUUAUGGUAUUUUAACUAAAGAGGGCAGAAUAACUUUCGAAAUUAACCGAGUGGCUGAUUCUUCCCGAAAGUGAAAAUCUCGGUGGGGAAAACAUAGUCCCCCACCGCUACAUUACACUUUCGCCACAUUCUUUCCCAAAGGUCCCGACUCAUCCGCACUUUUCACUGGUUAUAUUCACGUUCCAAGCUUUCGAGAAGCAUUUUCCAGCCCACUUGUCUCUGUUCCUCCCUCUUUGAAACUGGCGCGUUUCGUCGCCCUUUUAUUCACGUGUUAGGAGACAUCUUUCGAGCUCUUCCCAGCGAAAUGUUGUGAUCUCUCGUCACCGUAAAUUUUUUACCAAAAAUUUUGCUUUUUUCUUUCCUUCUUUCUUUUUUCUUUUUUCUUUUCUUAAACGAUCCUUAUUCGAAACCAGUAUGUAACUAGUACGUAAAAGUUCGAACGAUUAUUUAAAGAAAAAAAUUUAACAUCCUUCUUUUUCUUAGCGCGAUAGAAAUUAUGUGAUAUAAUUUAGUAAAAUUAAUUUAAUCGUAUCAUUCUCGGAUCUUUCUUCUGCUCUAUAAUAAUGUUAUUCAACUAUUUAUUUAACAUUUAUACGAUGUUUGAAGAAUAUAACGAAUAUAUCUAUGAAAUUAUAGUUCUCUAGAAUAGAGAACGAAUAAUCUUCACGUACAGAAAGAAAUGUUCAAAUACGAUGAUGUCAAUUAAGUUAAGCCUUGUUUACAUUAAACGCGUAUAAUGAUACAGUAAUAGCGUCGAGAAUAUAUUGUAUUCUGACUAUAUCGAUAUGAUAAUACGUGUACAUUAACUAACUUCGAUUACAGUGUAUUAAUUCGUAUCAACAGAGAUAUCUUAAAAAAAAAAAAGAAGAAAAAAAUUCAAAUUCGGUUUGUUUCACUAUUAAUCUGUAAAAUUUUUGACCAAUUUAAUCAAUCCACUUGGAAUAAUUCAAUUUACUCGUGUAACAUAAAUUUAAAUCGCUACAUAAAUUAACAUAAAUUAAAAGUAAACUAUUUGUCGUCGAUUGAUUAGAUCGAAACAACGUGUCUACAUGUAAACAAGGCGUAACAAAAUUGACGAAUUUAAAAAUCUUCAAGUCAAUUUUUUACGAGAAACACAUUUUAAUUCCUUAAUCGUUUAGAAUUUUUCUUUUUUCUUUUCUUUUUUUUAUUCCUCAGUUUGAAAAAAUUAUCAUUUUACAUUCGCCUUUUUUUUCUUUUCUUCUUCUUCUUCUUCUUCUUCUUCUUCUUCUACGUACGGUCGGUCUCUUUGGGAUAAAACGUUGAUUGAUUUCGACCAGUUGAAAUUCGAGCAUGGCGACAGAGGUCACCAAGUACCCCGACCUCGUACCCCGGCAAAAAAGCAAAAAAGCACCCCGAUUCCCAGAUGUAUUGUACAUAUAUAGAAUAUAAUACCCCGCCCUCGAUAUUAAAGCGAUGUAAAGGACGAGAGAGGAGAGGAUUUUUAUUAUUAAGGAGAAAACAGCUUUUUCACGCCGCACGAGCGUACCGUUAAUUACUCGAUACGAUUCCUCGCGAUUUCGCUUGUCCAAGCGAAUUUGCCUAUAUGUACACUUUUACAUUUAUGUAAUUAUUACGAUCUAUCACGACGAAGGACCAAUAAUCGUUGUCAUUGAAGAUUAACACGAGCUUUCAUCGCGACUUCUCGUUGCGACAAUUACCUAUUACAGUUCGUUAGGUAUAAUAUUUGUUGCAAGCGAAGGAUAAUUAUUCUUCACUCGCAACGAUGGUUUUUGAUGCUAUAAUAAUAAUUAGAGUUUUAAUGAUUUGCGUUACAAUAUUGUUUUGUCAUCAUUUUAUCAUGAUUUUUGCUGCAUCCUAUUAAUAGUUUGCGUUAUAAUAUUGUUUUCUCGUCAUCAUCGUCAUCAUUAUCAUCGUCAUCAUCAUCAUCAUCGUCGUCAUCGUGAUUUUUGCUAUACUCUUAUUAUUAAUCCUGUAUAUGUUGAAAAGGAAUUAUAACUAUGUUGUAGUUAUUUUUUUGUUUCUCUAGAAUUCGUUGAAAUAAUAAGAUUUCAGAUUUUUGGAUUUUGAAAUAAAAUCAGAUAAAAAAAAUGAACUUUUCAGAAAAUAGGAUAUACAUAAUUUUUGAAAUAUAAACGUGUAUGUAUUUUCACAAGUCAUGUGAUGUAUAGAAAGUAUUGAUACGAGCAUAAUUACAAACCAAUGAUCAUCAACAUGUUUUGUAAAUCAUAAAUAAUAUCAAUUACGAAAUUUUCAUUUUUCAUUUUUACCACACAAAUACAAAACAUGUUGAACGAAAACACCUCCAACUAAUAAAUAUUAUAAUAAAAUUCAUAUUCGUGAUUAUAGAAAUGGCCUAAGUAAUUGGUCUUCUAAAAAGAAAAAUUAUACUUUUUUUUAUUUUCCAACAAAAUUUUGAUUUAUGAGAUAUUCCUAUAUGAAUCUAUUUAAAAAAAAAAUAAUAUAAAUACACGAUAAUAACCGGUAUAAAGACAGAAAUUUCUCAGGCCACUUUUACAAUCACAAAAACCAAAAAUAGCCGAACCACCGAAAUUUUCACCGAAAAGCGUUGAACAAUGUUUUUAAAUAAACGUGUUAAACGCGUAAUAGAAUUAUUAAACUAGGCAUUGUUGCAAUAAUAUCAUGUUCCUGAUUAAUAACUUACUUUUCGCAUAUAUAUAUAAUAUAUAUAUAGUUAUAUUCCAUUAAAUGGAUCCGCAUCGUAAACUCGCAAGCGAAAAAACAUAGUCUUUCGAUAGCCAAAGUUACGGUACGCUCGUUUAAUCCUGUUUACACAGAUAUCGAUCUAUCUGCUUAGACGAUCGAAUUUACAUAGAAGUUUAAUAGGCGUAACGAGAGGCGAACUACGCUUCUCUCUAUCCUAGUUUUGUAUACGCACCUUGUCGUCCGUGUUGGAUUCCGCGUCGACGAACGGAUGUGAUCGGAAAUGGCAUUGUGUAGAAAUGCUGUAAAAAAAAAAGAGAAGAAAAAGAGCGGUGUGUAAAAAGCAUCGCGAAAAAAUAGGGGGAGGGGGGAAAAAAAGAGAAGAGAAGAGAAGAGAAACGAAGGAAAAUCGAAGAGAUUUUUCAGUAUCAAUUUUCGAAUCAAUUUCCGUUCGAUCGACGAUAGGAAAUUCUAUUCGACGACGAAUUUCUGAAAUACACGGUACCUUGAAAAGAGAUCGAUUCCUAGUUAAUGGUUGUUAGUUCCGAAUGAUACUGGUAAAAUUACGUUCCUGUCGGUCCCGAUGAUAUAUAACGGACCAAUUGUUUUCUAUGUUUCUUUGUAAACAGACCAGAAUCUCAUUGAGAAAAAAAAAAUAAUAAUAAUAAUAGCUGGAGAUAGAAAAAUAGAAUCGAAAUGAUUAAAAAUAUUUAACGAAAACGGAAAUCUCGCGUCGAGUACCUAUUUGUAUUUAAAAUAGAAUUAUCGCUUGUCCUACAUACUGUAGUAAUUAAUCAUUAUCGUUGUUGUCCUUUUAAUCUUAAUGUGCAAGGCAAAAAGAAGCAUAUACAUAUAUAUAUAUGUAUAUAUAUGUAUAUUAUACAUUAUAUUAUAUAUACAUAUAUGUAUAUAUAUAAUAUAUACAUAUAAUUGAUAUAUGUUUGUGUCAAAUUAUAAUGUUGUAUCGAAUACAAUGUGUACCGUAAAAGAAGAUGGGGAUCACAGAGGCACGACUCGAAUAAACGAUGUAAAUUGUAACGAGAUUACGAGAUAAAUUAAAUUAAAAAAAAGUAUAUCGAUAGAAAAUUUGGAAUCAUUAAUAAUUCAGAUAUUUAAAAAAUAGUUAGGUUAGAAUUUCUUUACAUCGUUAAUUAUUGAUAUCUAAUAUUAAUUUCAAGUUAAUGACAAUAGAAAAGAAAGAGAAAAAGAAUGUGAUUCCAAAUUUUGCGCGAUUCGUUUGAAUAAUAAUCGAAUAAUCGUAUAUUCGAGUCUGCGUCUGUCGCGCCCUGUCGCUCGAAUACUCGAUUAACAAUUAUGUACCUAUGGUGUAUACUUCUCUGUAUCUAUGUAACUAGAACUAUAUACGUAUAUAGUUAUAAUUUUGUACAGUCAACGCAGACGCUAAUCACGUAUGCACGAAAGCCGGUCGAUCGUUCGCGCGAGAACUCGAAAUCGCGUGCCCCGCGAUUUAUUGGUUGUCCAAACGACCAAUGGGCGCGCACCGCCCAUGGCGCGGAACUAGUGUUCGAAAAUGCGCGCGAACGUGGCCACACACACGGUACAAAUUCGAGAAAAAGAAAAUUUUAUGCCUAUAAACUGUUAAACUAAACGUUGAUUAAACACUGUUCCGCGAUAUUUACGAUGGAUGGACGAUAUUCUCGCUACUCUAAUUAAAAGUAUGAAGGCCACUUGAGAUCGAAAAUUCUUUAUGAGUUAUAUCGUUCGUAAUAUUGUAAUCGUUCUUCACGAUUCUUACGAACGUUAUAUGCUCGAUCGUUGAUAUGCAUAUCGGCGAGGAAAACGACGAGUCUUAAUCCUCGGAUUGAUAUGUAAUAAUACUUUCGUACUUUGCGGACAUCGGAUUAAUAAACGCGAUAAGUUAGAAUAAUUAUUACGUUAUAUUACGAGAGAAAUAAGUUUUUUUUUUUUAUUUUGAUUAACGCCUGUUAAACGAUUGAAUUCUUUAUUUCUUAUUUUUCUUUCAUAAAAAAAUGAAUCGAAUAAUUUUCGAAAAUUGUUGUAUUCCAAAAUAUAACGCAUAGAAAAAUGCAAAUAAUUAUAUUUAUAUUCGUUUUAAAUCUGUAUACGGAAUGCACGAAUUAUAAAUUAUUUUUUUUUAUUCGAAAUAUGAAAGAAAUCUCGCUUAUGAAUCUCUAAGAAUUUGAUGUUCGCGAAAACGAUGUCUGCACAAUCGAUACCUGUAAAUUUAUGCAUACAUUUACGUAUGGAUAUUAGAAUCGAACGAGAAUAAGACUUGCUUGUUAACGACGCCUCGUGUCAACGAAAAAUUUUGUGAUUUUUUUUCUCGAAAAAAAAAAGAAAAGAGAAAGAAAGAAAAAAAGAAAAAAAGAAAUGCGCAACGCAUCAAGUGGCACUCGAUGUAUACUAUGAAACUGACACUACCUCACCAGACACCUAAUAUAUCUCAACCACAAGACUGAUUUUAAAUAGUAUUCCUAAAUAGAUAAGGAAGAGGAGGAAAAGAAAACUAGAGUGAGAGAAAAAAAUGGAAGAAGGAGUAAAAAAAAUAAAAAGAAAGAGAGGAAAAAAAGAAACGGAGUAUUAUAAAGAGAGAUAUUCGCGCGUAUAUACAAAUACGAGUAUAGACCGUUUUUUUUUUUUAAGUAAUAUAAUUAAUGAUAGUACUCUAUCUGUAAUUAUUAUUAUUAUUAUUAUCAUUAUUAGUUAAUAUUAUUAGUUAAUAUUAUUAUUAUUAAUUAUUAUUAUUAUUAAUUAUUAUUAUUGUCAUCAUCAUAAUCAUACUACGCUAUCGCUGCCAAUUCGUCGAAUUCCCUUUUCUUAAAUAAGAAAAUAAGAAUGAAAGAAGAAGAAAGAUACUCUUUCUACGAUACGGUGUUUACUUGUAAUUUUACAAUCUCUCCAAGCUACACCCUCUCUCUACUCUCACCAAACAAGCCUCUACCGCGUUUCUCGCGAUCAUACCGCAUACCACCGCCACUCAUUGUAAUGAAUGUUCCCAUCAAGUUGACUGGUCUGUCAAAAUAUUUUUAUUAUUAAAAACUCACUGUUUAAUCGUU
Apis cerana (Asiatic honeybee) is the source of this 10370-nucleotide messenger RNA. RefSeq names its product krueppel (gene Kr). Lineage: Eukaryota; Metazoa; Arthropoda; Insecta; Hymenoptera; Apidae. Gene Ontology annotation, cellular component: nucleus. The record is from RefSeq and is a predicted model, not a curated record. Gene Ontology annotation, biological process: regulation of gene expression.